ACGCAUACGUGGCGGGGAGAUCUACUUCGGGCGGUUCGGGAGCGUGGGCCUGUCUCUUUCUCUUUUUAAAAUAACGCGCCUUUCUCGUUCGUACAUAGGCGGGCAGAUGGUUCCCAUUCUAGUAGACUGGGAGCCACACAUACAUUGUCUUUGUUGCUUGGAAUUUGGACAGUGUCGCUUAUUUAUCGGCGGAAUUCGGAUCGAAUUGGGAAAUUCAGAGCAAGAUUUGGAGUGUACUGAAGCUGUAGUGUAAUUUCAUGCUGCUGAGUUUUACGCUAUUUAUUCGUGGGCGUCUUGAGUUCAUCUAGUGAUUUUUCGUGAAGUUGUACAGCGAAUUAGAGUUUGUAUAGAGGCGAUCCCGCAGUUGCUGACUGUAGUGAGAUCGACGGGGAUAGUACUUGAACGGUAGAGCUUCAUACGGCGUGUCAAAGAGGACGGUUGUUAGGACAAAAUGGCGAGUCGAAUUAAAGAGGGGAUUAAGGAGUUAUUUUCUAAUAAGGAUGAUGACGACUACCGCAGCUCUUACCAGCAACAGCGAAUUCUCUCCAGCCAAUAUGGACACAACACCGCCGUCCCAGUUUUGGAGUUGAAAGUUCCCAUGUGUUGCGAUAAAUGCCAGGAGAAAGUUAUGGAGGCGCUAGAGGAGUGCGAUGGAGUGAAGGACGUGAUUUGUGACCAGUACAACCAGCGAGUAACUGUUACAGGCUUCGUUGAUCCCAUGAAGGCGCUUCGCAAGGUCAAAAAAGUGAAGAAGAAAUCGGAGUUUUUUAACGACGGCACCUAUAUCAAGAGGACCAGCCAUCCAAUUGAUAAUGGCGCUCAAAAUUUUCACAGCCGUUCCGUGCAUCUUCCCGUAAACGGCAAUGUUAAGUCACGCUACACAUCUAACCCGUUGAUCCGAACGCACUCAAAUGGAUUCGGUCGGUUCCCACACGAAGGGAAGAUGGCGGCCAUGGCACACAUCGUGCACGCGCCGCCGCCCGCGACUUACCAAGCUCGCCCGCUCGUGCGUUCGAACUCCUACGGCAGGAGAGUGAUGAGCCGCCAACCAGCGUACCACGACAGGAGAGAGAUGAGCCGCCACUCAACUUUCGGCGACAGUAGAGACAGCGCACUCGUGCCCGUGAACUUUCAGCGGGACUUCCAGAGUAUUCGUCGCAUGCCCUCGUUUAAGCAUUACCAUAACCACGAUGCGGAGUACAUUUCCAUGGGCGACGAAUUUCGCCCCGCCAUGGCAGAGACUCACUACGCCCCCCUCCGCAGUCAGCGUCCCGGGAUUCUUCGGCCGCAAGUUUCCUUCAGUAGGCUGCCAGUGACGAACCCUCACUACAUGAAGCACAUUGAAUCAGAGUACUAUUAGGUGACCGUUAAUUACAUACGACGAGUAAUUUUUAUUCUCAAAGUAGGCACAAGAUCGGCGUGUACAUUACUCAUACAAUUACAGUGGUUUUAACUGCAGACUGCAUGGUACAAGAUGGUAGGUACUGUGAAAUGUAACAAGGUUCACAAUCAAUAGUAAAUUCUAUUUUUGAUAACAACAUGAAUUCCAA
Physcomitrium patens is the source of this 1550-nucleotide messenger RNA. RefSeq lists its product as uncharacterized. Gene Ontology annotation, molecular function: metal ion binding. NCBI's taxonomy places the organism in Eukaryota, Viridiplantae, Streptophyta, Bryopsida, Funariales, Funariaceae. The record is from RefSeq and is a predicted model, not a curated record.